CGCAGCUAAUGAAUUAUUAGGAUCAUAAUCAAGUCUGAUGCCAGUUUCACUACAAGAAAAUCGUCGACUUUGGGUGCUGAGGCGAAGCUAGGGGAGACUACAGAGGAGCCGCCCGCUGACGGACCGCCGCGCGGCGCCAGAGACCGUACCGGCUCUGUCGGAGGGCGUACGGCGCCGGCCGCCGCCGUUUUCAGGUCGGUACCCGGCGCCGGCAGUUGGUGCUCGUGUCCGGCGGCGAGUGGUGGGCGCGGGCGACGCACGUGGGGACGCUCAGGUGUGGACGGUGCCGCGGCGGCGGCUGGGAGGGGAGCACGGACGGUGGUGACUGACAGCUGUGCUAGUGGUAACAGUGGUGUGUUUGAGCGUCGUGAGCGUCGUGUGUGAGGCAAGGAACCGUCGCUCGGUUUUGUGAGACAGCGGCGGUGACUGCGUCUGGGCACAGGUGACUAACACCGCUUGGUCCUUCCGGUGUCUGGUGUGCUGGAGAUCGGAUAUCUCGGACUGCACCGGUGACCUGACCUCGGCUGAGAGCACCGUUGGUCUUCCAUGGGUAAUGCGUUCUGUGCAUCACGGACAGUGCAGCUAGCGGUGUGAGCGGCGGCGCGAUGGCCGGCUGAGGCCGUCAUCAUGUCAGUCAUCUGCAGCACGUUCGUACAGAACUCGUGGCGCAAGGAUCUCUGCUCCAACUGUUUCCGUUCGGAAGAGGAGCACUCGCCGGGCGCGCCGCUGGUGCCUCGGCCCGACCCUCUGCGCAGCCUCGACGAGCUGACGCACCGCUACAGCCCUGCGGGGCGCGCCGGCUCGCCCGCGCUCAGCGACCUGCUGACCCGUACGGCGCCGGCCGGCGGCAGUCUCAAGUCGACGGCGCUGCUGCGCGGCCUGCAGUCGCGCCAGGACGAGGCGGCCAUGGUGCGUCUGGACGCGGCCGGCCGAGGCGGCUCGGUGGACACGGCCAGCCGCCUGGCCAGCAGCCGGCUGGUCGCCCUGGCCAGGGACACCCCAGACCGGGCCGACUCAGCGGUACACUCGGCCGUCAACAGGGCGCUGGUCGACUCAGCACCCAGCCCGGCCGGCAAGGGCAUCCUGGUGCUGGAGGGCCGCGGCGGCGGCCGCCAGCGGCGCUCCGUCGCCUUCGCCGAGCGGCACGAGGUGAUCGGCGUGGGCGGCGUCCCGGCUGAGUCUGACGAUGAGCCGGACGAACCUGACGAGCCCGGGGAGCCAGAAGCCCCCGGCCUCCUUAGUCCGGAGGAGCGCCAGCUGCUGAGCCUGACGCAGCGUAACACCGACUUCAACUCCAUCAACAGCAACCUGUCCGGCACCUCGCGCACCAUGGUGGACUGGCUGGACGACAGCGACCGGACAACCGAGCGGAGCGCGCUCACCGGCCGCCACAAGAAGUUCACGCCGCUCGUGAGUAUCGCACCGUUCUCGUCGGGACCGCGGUCCAGCGGCGGCGUGAAGGUGAACCUGGUGGCGCCCAUGAAGAACGGGGAGAUCAUUACGGAGAGCCGCAACAAGUUCGAGAUGGUCGAAAAGCGAUCCGCCGCCGAUCCGAUGACGAAGAAGAUAGCAGAGAAGAUAACUCGUCUCGACGAUCUGAUCGAUGAGAAGCCCAAGAAGUUGGAGGAAAGGACAACUACCAGCGUUGAGAUCACUAGCACCGACUCCGAGCGCAGUCAAAGCCUCGCUAGGGAGUCUGUGUCAAUCACUGAGUUCACAGACACUCUGAGUACCACCAGUCCCCCUCCGCCGCUGGUGGAGACACGCCUCAGUUUCUCCAUCGGGAGCAGACGAGAGAGCGCUCCGGCGGUGCCCGAGGCACCGUCUCGGCGAGCUGACCGAUCCUUGGAGGACACGCUGCGAAAGGAUGCAGAGCAAGUGUCACGACGCAAUAGUGAUGUUAUACAGAAAGCCGCCAACGUCCGUUCGCCACCAAGUGAUACGAAGGAAGACGAUCCACUGCCCAACAGGAGCUCUUCUGUCACAACAAAUGGCAUUUCUCCCAAGAGUGCUGCAACUCUUAGCACGUCCAGCGAGGCUCCAUCGCCGUUGAGACGCUCGCGUGAUGUUGAAAGUGAAGAACCAAAUGAAGCAUCGGACAAAGGUCGUUCUAUUCAAAUGAACGGCGUGCUCAGUAAGAGCAAAAGGGACGAUUCGUUGAAACGGACGGACGAUGAGCCGUCGGGUACAGUUGGGUCUCUGACGGCAGAGGUGCUCGAAGCUGUGGACAAGGCCUUCUCGCGAAACAACAGAGGCAGCGUAGUGACCCUAAGGCCAGGAAACGAAUCCUCGCUGACAUCAAUCACGUCAGACACGUCCGAUGAAAUGCAGAAUGGUGUGAUAGAGAGUGACAAUGCGACUGACAUCUCACAGUUCAACAACUCGAAGGAUGACGUACAAACGGGUAAAGUGAGUGACGAAUUAUCAAACGGUACCAGUUUGUUCCCUGAAAAACCAAACGGAUAUUCAGUCAAAGAAGUGACGAAGAACGCCCAGGAGAAAAGGCAGUCCACUCACAGUUCGGCACUUCAAAAGCUGAUUGAUGCCGAUGUUGAUAACCAGAACGGCUACAACACGAAGGUGUCUGCGCUGCCCUUGCGCUCAGAAAGCCAUAAUGGGAAUUCCACCGAGUCACAAAACAAGUUUAUCUCUCUUAAAUCGAGAUUUUCUGAGAAGUCACAGGACGAUACAGCACAUACCAACGCAUAUCAGCAUCAACCGAGCAAGCUUGACGCUCCACUUCCACCUUCCAAUGACAAUAUUGUCAUGUUUUCGCAAAAUACUACCAAGGAAGGUGACAUUAACCCACGAGAUUCAUUGAUUACAAGGGCCACUUCAUCCAAACCGUCGCCAAGGGCUUCAUUUUUGCACUCAUUAACGAACUCAAAGCCAGAGGAUGAAGACAGCACUUUGAGCGAUAUUCUCGGGUCGAGCAUUGUUUCUGCCACCGAUUUAAAGCCAGCAAUGAAUGGGGAAGUCAAGACCAUCGACAAUGAAAAGGAACCGGUCGAAACCGAAGAUGCUAAAACGACACCUCCUGUCCAACGGACAGCAGCUCCGAAAGCAAAGGAAGCCAUCAUCCGAUCUAGCUCAAAGCCUUCGGGCGGCGCUUCGACCAAACCUCCCAUUCUCCGUGAAAAGCCCAAGAUCGCAGCGAAACCAGCCAAGCUACAUCGGCUGAGCAGGGCGACUAGCGUCGAAAGCGACCACAGUCCUCGUUCCUCCCCCGAAGUUCGGCGCGAUAGUGUCGACCGCGAGGUCAGGCAAAGUGUGGAGCCAAAGCCAGUGAAAGUCUUGAAGCCAGAGCCUGAACAAGUCACCCAGGCUUCAGACGAAAAGAGCGACACCAAGGAGGAUGAAGCGCAGUCCGGUCCCGUGUGCGUGGCUGUGAAAAGUCCCGUUCUAGAUGCGUCUACUCGCUUGACGAAGCUGGUCGAGAGCGCUAAGCCGAUACCGGAUGAGGCUAAAGAGCAGAGCCAUCUAACCAUCAAUGUCUCUCCUCCGCGACCUCCCCUGCGACGGGAGAGCCUCACGCGAAAGGAGCGCACCAUACAGCGGGAGAAGGAACUGGAGAAGCAGCGUGAAGAGCUGGAGAAACGUCAGCGCGAGGAGCAUGAGGAGCCCGUCGAACCGCGACCGGUGGAGGCGCGGAAAGAGCACAGACAGGCUCCGCAGCCGCCUGGACACCAGGAGGUGAAAAGGACUGUUAGCGUUGACAGCGACGCUGUUCGUGAGCACAGGCCGGCGCCCCAGCCCCCGGUGCACCAGGACCUGAAAAGAACUGUCAGCAAUGAUAGCGAGGCGGGCCGGGAGAAGCGGCCGGCCCCCGAGCCACCCGUUGAUAUGGCUUUGAAGAGAACAGUUAGUAAUGAUUCUGAAUCGGGUCGAGGACCGGCGCCUCAACCGCCUGCUCAUCUGAACGUGAAAAGAACAAUCAGCAGUGAUGGCGCUCGGGAGCACAGGCGGGCUCCGAAGCCUCCCGGUGACAGAGAGUCAAAGCGACCUGUCAGCAAGGACUACGAGGCAAAUCGGACGGCGAUUGCCAAUCUGUUGUCUUUCGGUCAUCAUGGUGGUGCUUGCAAGCGGCCAGCGCCGAAGGCCCCAGAGAACGCAUCCAGCACUGAGGAGCCUGCAGAGGACUGUUCACAGGCCGAAGCCAAGGACGGUGCAGAGGAGGGUCCCGUUGUCGAAGUCCAGUCUCGAAAGAGUUCACGGGUGUGGUCCGACUCGCCCUUGGACGAAGACGCCUCGACUGCUGACAGUGCGAGCUCCGCUACGGAUGCCACUGAAGGAAGCGGAAGUUGGGACCAACCUAAGCGUGAUGCUGACUCGGAACAAGAAUCAGGUCGGCGAGGCAGUGACGCAGUCACAAGAACCAAUCAGCCUAGUCAUGACGAAGAUCAGGGUUCUGACAAGAACCAGCAUUCACUACAAUCGGAGACCUGCUCUGAUGACACUCAGCCCACCUCACUCCAAAAGAUCGAAGAGGAUGUUGAGCAUGACCGGGAGCACAGCUCUCACACCUCCACUGUAAAGUCUGAAGCUCCUUCGCCCGUUCAGGCUGAUUCUGAAGACGUCGCUUCAUCCAAAGCCACAGAACAAGCUGAGGACGAGGAGGAGCAGAAAUCGCCAACGCCUGUCCAAAAAUCAGACGAGGUUGAGCCUGAACACAUCCCACCCAUAACUCUGAAGGUCGAAAGUGCACUUCCUGCUCCUGUUCCUAGGGACCAGGCCAGUGACAAGUUAGGCGAGACGACCUUUCAGACCUCUGAUUCUCCCUCCAGUGCCCCGCCUCGAGCCGAGACUGCCGCAAAGCUCCGCAUUCACGACGAUGGCAACCCGUACGCAUCGACAGCCAUUUUCGACCGCCGCUCGUCUUUCAAACCCGACCUCGACGAUGACGACGAUCUGCCUCCGUCGGCAUCGAUGCGCUCGUCGUCGGUGAGCCCUCGUUCGCGGAAGCGCUCCUCGAACGUUGUCAGUUUCGACCCGGGCGCCGAGUACUACUCGCGGGAGACGGUGCUGAUCAAGCCGCGCUCGCAGUCGAUGCCGCGGCACGUGGAGGGUCUGAUGACGGACGAGGAGGUUAAGCAGAAGAUAUACGGCGUCAGUCCGGCGGGCGUGUUCGGAGCCAGCAGCGGCGGCGAGCGCAAGUCCCGCCGGGACGAGCCCAAACGCCGCGGCAAGUUCUCGCUGAAGAAGUUCCUCAAGUUUGGCAGCAGCAAGGACGACAAGAAGAACGGCAAGGAGGAGAAGAAGAAGGAGAAGGAGCGCGUGGGCUCGGUGUCUGAGCGCGCCAAGCCGGAGAUCAUCCACCCGCUGGACCUAACACCCACCGUCGGGGGUGUGCAGGUGAUAGUGAGGAGCGAGGAGGAGAAACGCCGAGACGAGGAGGAGCGGCAGCGCAAGAAGGCGCUGCUGAUCGCCGAGGGCACCCGCGUCUACGACUCGCCGUCCUUCAGCAAGGGUCCUCUGACGUCGAGUGCCCGGCCGGCCGAGCGGCCCUCACCCACCUCUCCAACCCUCCCGGUGACCCCGGGCGUGCCGGCGGGCACUCCCGCCGGCACUCCCGGCACUCCGUCGGGCCAGCGCAGCACUCCUUGGCAGCACGGCUCGCUCGGGUUCAACUCAGAGGGUCGUCCGAAGCCGCCGCCGCCGCCGCGCCGCACCUCCUCCAUCGACCAGUCGGAGGUGUCGGCGGCGACGGUGCUGCUGUCGCCGCCGACGCGGCCCCCGCCGCCCCUGCAGGCCGCCGCCGACCGGGUGACGGCGCCGCGCGAGACUGAGUACGCCAACCUCGGGACGAACCGGGCUGGUCUGACGCCUCGAAAGCCGGACCGGGGCGGCUCCGUGCGGAGCGAGACGCCCCGGCUGAGGGUGGCCUUUGAGACGGACGAGACGACAGAGACGGCCCCCGAGUCUCCUCAGGUGUCGUCUGCCUCUCCGACGGUGGCGGACUCUCCCACCAAUGGCCUGCCGUCGAACCAGGCGCCGCUGCCACCCACCCCUCCCACAUCAUCGUCACCAUCAGCAUCAGCAGCAGGCGCGGACGCCGAGCUGCCGCGUCAGCGGCCGUCGCGCGUCAGCCUCCGCAAACAGACGUCGGUUGUACAUGCGAACCUGGAGGAAAACUACGACGCCGUCACCGCCAGUAACCACGAGGCGCUGCUGCAGCUGCUAGAUCAGGUGUCGGGCCGGCGGCCGGUGCCGGCCGCACUGCGGCCGCUCGAGCACAAUCCGGCGCUGGCGUUCACCCACUUCAAGGUGUCUCCGGAGACGCACGUGACGUGCGGCCGGCGAGCGUUCCUGCGCGCCACGCACCGCGAUCAGCCGGUACUGCUGAUGCUGAGCAGUGAGCCGGCGGCCACCCCGGCCGCCUCUCUGCCGCCGGUGGCCAUGUUCCGUGACCUGGUGCAGGGCCACCUGCUGCCGCGGGCCAGCACCGGAUCCUACACCUCCGCCAUGCAGGCGACGGUGUGGGUGCUGCCGCCGGUGACGGUGCGCCCGCUCUGGGAGGUGGUCUGCGCGCAGCCGGAGGUGGUCGGGCCGCAGCAGGAGCAGCAGGUGUGUCUGCUGCUGCUGCAGACGGUCCACCACCUGCUGCAGCUGCAGGCGCGCGGACAGACGUUCGUCGACCGCUCCCUCUGCGAGCUGGUGGCCGCCGACGCCGAGGGCGACCCGCAGAGCCGCCUGGUGGCCGUCUACGGCAACUACGAGGGCCGCCAGAAGCUGACCGGCUGUCAGGCGGCUCUGGCCGUCAUGCUGCGGAUGCUGGGUGUCCAGGACGCGCUGGAGCGGGUCACCGACGGCCGCGGGGUCAGCGUGCCCGACGUGCCCUCACUGAACGCGUUCGAGCUGCUGGCCAACCUGCUGCUGCGAGAGGACGCGGCGGCGCUGGGCCGCGCGCGCGCCGUCCUAGAGUUCCUGCUCUGGGGGCCCGCCGACCUGGAGCUGACUGAGGGAGAGGACGCCCUGCAGCGCUGGCUCGACCUCGAGCGGGCCACCGUGCUCAACAACCUGAUCCGCACGCAGAAACUGUGGAGCGUCGAGCUCUCGGUGCUCGAGGAGUUCCGACUCAUGUUUCUGGUCAACACGGACGCUGCCACUCUCCGGGACGCCUCUGAGCUGCUCGAUAUCUGAGCGGCGACUCUGAGUGACUCAGCCGUGACUCUGCCGUGACUCAGCUGCGACUCAGAGACGACUGAGUUCAGUCCAUGACUCCGUGUUAUUCUUUGUACUGCGCCAGAUGUGUGACAGAGCUCCUAACGCGACUCGUGCCCUUAUAGUUCUGCCCUGGUAUGUAUGUGUUUCGUGUUGUGCUCCUGGGACCGUAACAGCAAUUCUGACAAACUGGGAGGGGAGGGGGUGCUCCAGGCAGCUGUGCUGGUUGUGACGUAGAUGCCUACCGAAGGAUCGGCUGGACUGGCGCGGUGUGUUUCGACCGCUACAGGCCGAUCAUGUGAUAUUGGAACUGGAGAGUUGUGUUUAGGAGUCUGCAUCUCUGCAACGGAGGUGUCUCACCAGCCCCGCUGUUGCCGCUCUCCUGGCGAGGAGUGGCGUCGCCCUCCCGACCGUACGGUGGGACGGCUUUCGUGAAGCUUGUGCUGCCUACGCGGGCGUCCUGCGCUGAAACUGUAUUAUAUCGCCGUGGUGAUUUUAACAGCCACUUAUAUUUUUACUAAUCGUGAAAUGCAUUUCGUAGAUUGUG
This is a messenger RNA of Amphibalanus amphitrite, 7708 nucleotides long. RefSeq lists its product as uncharacterized. The record is from RefSeq and is a predicted model, not a curated record. Lineage: Eukaryota; Metazoa; Arthropoda; Thecostraca; Balanomorpha; Balanidae. Bases 628 to 7140 code for a protein of 2170 amino acids. The transcript has 9 exons.